UACCGAUUUUCCUCCGAUUAAUUUCGGGUCCGAAUCGGAGCGCUUCCUGCGAUCUCCCCCGUCGAGCGUUAUUCCAUGGCGAGAGAGAACGGCGCAUCUGCAAUGGAGGUCGACGACUCCCAAUCCGAUCCCAACAUGCAGAAAUUCUCCAUCAAUGUGUUGCAGCUCUUGAAAUCUGCUCAGAUGCAGCACGGUUUGCGUCACGGAGAUUACACUCGCUAUCGGAGAUACUGCACGGCUCGUCUUAGGAGGCUGUACAGGUCACUGAAGUUCACGCAUGGCCGCGGUAGAUAUGCACGGAAGGCCGUGACUGAAUCCUGUGUCACUGAAGUCAGGUUUCUUCAUUUAGUUCUCUACACCGCAGAGAGGGCUUGGAGUCAUGCAAUGGAGAAAAGACAACUUCCGGAUGGUCCAAAUUCCCGACAACGUAUACAUUUGAUUGGUAGGCUGAGGAAGGCUGUAAAGUGGGCUACCUUGUUCUCACAGUUGUGCUCUGUGAAAGGAGAUUCGCGGACAUCUUUAGAAGCUGAGGCCUAUGCUUCCUAUAUGAAAGCGAACCUUUUGUUUGAGCAAGAUCGGAAUUGGGAUACUGCAUUGAUGAAUUUUAAGAGUGCCAGGGCUGUUUAUGAGGAACUAGGUAAAUAUGGGGACUUAGAAAAUCAAGUGUUGUGUCGUGAGCGAGUUGAGGAGCUGGAACCGAGCAUUCGGUAUUGCUUGCACAAAAUUGGCGAGUCCAAUCUCCAAACCUCUGAAUUUCUGCAUAUUGGGGAGAUGGAAGGACCGGCGCUCGACCUUUUCAAAGCAAAAUUAGAGGUGGUUAUGGCUGAAGCAAGAACCCAACAGGCCGCAUCACUGACAGAGUUCCAUUGGCUUGGUCAUAGAUUUCCUAUUUCAAAUGCAAAGACUCGAGUUGCCAUUUUAAAGGCACAAGAUCUAGAGAAAGAUUUAAAUGGUCCAGCAGCAGAAUCCCUUUCAUCAGAGAAAAGAUUGACUGUCUUUGACAAAAUAUUUGCUGCUUAUAAUGAGGCGAGGAGUUGCAUCAGAAAUGACCUGGUCAGUGCCGGUAAUGCUGAAAAUGUGAAAGAUGACCUGAAUGGUCUUGACAAGGCUGUUAGUGCUUUACUAGUACAGCGAACCAUUGAGCGCAACCAGCUUUUGGUCAGCAUUGCCAAGAGUAGACUCACUAAGCGUCGUGAGGAAAAAAAUGAGAAAGUUACCAAGCCUGAAGAGCUCGUUCGCUUGUAUGAUCUCCUACUUCAGAAUACUGCUGAUCUUUGCGACCUACUAACUUCUGGAAGAGACCAAAAAUCGGAAGAAGUGGCACUAGCAGAGGAGUGUGAACUUAAGACUCUUGUUUUGCGAGCGGAAAGGUGCUUUUACUUAGCCUUGUCAUAUGGUUUGGCUGGAAAAAGGGUGGAAGCAUACAUGUUGUAUUGUCGUGCUCGCUCUUUAGCAGAGGAGGCUCUUCAAAGAUGUGACAGUGCAGGCAGUAGUGAUGAGACGAUGCGGAGAGAGUUGAAGACUUUACAUGACGAGAGCAGAUCUAACAGUUGCAUAGAGCAUGCAAAAGGAAUUAUAGAGGAGUUUAAGGGUCCUGAGAAUCUCUCGAAGAAAAUAUCUACUAUAUCAUUGUCUGGGACUGAUAAGAAGCUGGAGAAACUUCUCGAGAAACUUGAUGUGUAUGAAUCUUCAGUCGGCGAUUCUUCGGUGAAAGGUGUUACUCACAUUGCAGCCUUCCCUCCUGCUUUUGAAGCAGUGCCCCGUAAUCCCAUUGUUCUCGACCUCGCCUAUAACUGCGUAGAGUUCCCAUCUCUCGAAAGCAGAAUGAAGAAGGACAAGAAGGGCUUCAUAAGCAGGCUAUGGCGAUGAGCCCUGUAGAUGAGGUUUCUGAUUGCGCAGAUUCAUCUUCCAUCUGCUCCCCGUUUCAUGAUCGAUUUAAUCUUGUGGGGAGGGGCGUGUCGAAUUUUGGCUUACAUUGCUUGCAUUUUAGCGACGGACCUCCAUUGUGCUUCUUUUUGAAAGUUUAGGUGCUCGUAACUUUUUCGGUUGACAAACAACUGCAUAAAGCCUCUUCUUCUACAAGCAUGAUGCCGAGGAAAAUGAAGCAUAGCUUGAAAUUUCAUCCGGUUUACUUCAUUAUAUUCCGCAUCUAGCUACCAGGAAA
Molecule: messenger RNA, 2164 nt
Organism: Rhodamnia argentea
Lineage: Eukaryota; Viridiplantae; Streptophyta; Magnoliopsida; Myrtales; Myrtaceae
Product: signal recognition particle subunit SRP68
Exons: 13
Coding region: 76-1869 (597 amino acids)
Biological process (GO): SRP-dependent cotranslational protein targeting to membrane
Cellular component (GO): signal recognition particle, endoplasmic reticulum targeting
Molecular function (GO): 7S RNA binding; signal recognition particle binding; endoplasmic reticulum signal sequence receptor activity
Source: RefSeq, a predicted model, not a curated record